GACAUAGGUUUAAUGUACUGAUCUUGUAAAUUGUUGUUUUGUCUUUGUUUGUGUGUGGUUUGACAGACAGUUCUAAGGGAGAUGUUUUUUGGUGGAGCUUGGAGUCCAUCUGCUGGUCGAAGGAAUACACUGCAGAGAUUUAUGAAUGAACAAUUCUAGGGGAGGUGUUUUUUGGGUGGAGCUUGGAGUCCAUCUGCUGGUCGAAGGAAUACACUGCAGAGAUUUGUAAAUGAGGAGCAAGAGCAGCAACGAUGUCCGGCCGAGGAAAAGGAGGCAAGGGGCUCGGGAAAGGAGGCGCCAAGCGUCACCGCAAAGUUCUUCGCGAUAACAUCCAGGGCAUCACCAAGCCCGCUAUCCGCCGUCUUGCGCGUCGUGGUGGCGUCAAGCGUAUCUCCGGUCUGAUCUACGAGGAGACCCGCGGUGUGCUGAAAGUGUUCCUGGAGAACGUGAUCAGAGACGCCGUCACCUACACCGAGCACGCCAAGAGAAAGACCGUCACCGCCAUGGAUGUGGUGUACGCCCUGAAACGCCAGGGACGCACUCUUUACGGAUUCGGAGGUUAAACGCUCGUCUAGA
Molecule: messenger RNA, 576 nt
Organism: Astyanax mexicanus (Mexican tetra)
Lineage: Eukaryota; Metazoa; Chordata; Actinopteri; Characiformes; Acestrorhamphidae
Product: histone H4
Exons: 3
Coding region: 252-563 (103 amino acids)
Biological process (GO): nucleosome assembly
Cellular component (GO): nucleosome
Molecular function (GO): structural constituent of chromatin; protein heterodimerization activity; DNA binding
Source: RefSeq, a predicted model, not a curated record